AUGUCUCGCAUUACAUCCGAUAAAUACGUGCCAAACACGACGGAUGUGCUGCGAUCGCGGGUCCGCACGAAAGGUGUGGUGGAGACUGAGUUCAAAGUGGACCAACUGGUGAUCCGGAUGUACGACGUGGGCGGACAGCGGUCUGAACGUCGCAAAUGGGUUCAGUGUUUCGACGACGUGAAGGCACUCCUGUUUGUGGUGGCCAUCAAGUUCAAAGUGGACCAACUGGUGAUCCGGAUGUACGACGUGGGCGGACAGCGGUCUGAACGUCGCAAAUGGGUUCAGUGUUUCGACGACGUGAAGGCACUCCUGUUUGUGGUGGCCAUCAGUGAGUACGACAUGACUCUCAUCGAAGACCCCAAUAAGAAUCGUUUGCGGGAAUCGUUUCAAUUGUUCUCCACUUUCUGUAAUAGUGUUUACUUCAGAUUCACAGCAACUGUGAGUAUGGGUUGUGCUCUGGGAUGGGAUCUAUUGGCUAUAUACACCUCAUUAAAGUUAUUAUUUCUCAAUAAAUUAGAUCUCUUUCGUGAGAAGAUCUUAUUCACGGACCGACAGCUCCGGUAUUUUGUAGCUGAAUAUAUGGGUCCCGACCGGGACUGUGAUGCGGCCGCUCUGUUCAUUCAGCACAGAUUCAACGCUAUGUCUGCCACCCAUAACCAGAAUAAAAGGGUAUUCUCUCACUUCAUAACCGCCACCGACACCAGUAAUGUGAAGGAAGUGUUUCAGUCAGUCAUUCAGACCAUUGUGAGGGAAAACUUGAGACAAUCGACGCUUAUUUAAAUGAAAACAAAUCCAGAAUCAAUAGCUCAAUACAUUUUUGUCACAGAAUUGUAUCAUUCAUUGAAUUCAACCAUCAAAUCAAAUAUCAUAUCAAUUUUCAUAUCCAGUGUUAUUCUGUUUGUGAGAAACAAAUCCAAAGUCUAUAUGAUCUGAAACCAC
Oppiella nova is the source of this 939-nucleotide messenger RNA. NCBI's taxonomy places the organism in Eukaryota, Metazoa, Arthropoda, Arachnida, Sarcoptiformes, Oppiidae. The record is from the annotation of a GenBank genome assembly.